Knipowitschia caucasica is the source of this 1542-nucleotide messenger RNA. NCBI's taxonomy places the organism in Eukaryota, Metazoa, Chordata, Actinopteri, Gobiiformes, Gobiidae. The record is from the annotation of a GenBank genome assembly.
AUGCCUGCGACAUCUGCGCGUCUCCUUCCCACUUUACGCAGCGACCCAGACGCAGCGUUCCAACCUGCGGAGCGCGAACAGAGAGCCGCCUUCAGCACCACGGGAGCUGUCCAGAUGGCCCGCACACACGUCCUGCUGCUCUUUGCUUUGAUUGCAGUGAUGCAGACGAAUGCCUUCCCAACGCCAGCACCAACAGAGGACCAAACCGUGUACAACAGGCAGCUGACAGAAGAGAAGCCUCUCAUAGAUCAGAUCGCCGAAUCAGACAGCGUGAAAGCUGCGGUCCUGUCAGCCGAGAGCAAAAAUCCAGCUGCAUCCAAGGACACAGCGCAGGACGGGGAUGACUUCAGCAUGCUCAAGUCUUUGGCAGAGGGCCAGAAAUCCAAGAUGGAGCCCAAAGAGGCGGCGGAGCAGACGAGCCAGAAGAGCGACCAGUUUGUGCCAGAUGAGUCCGAUUCGACCAAGAGCCGGCGCCUGGCAGAAGACUAUGACUCCACCAAGAUGAGUGACGCAAAGUUCCAAGCAGAUGUCCCGGAGACUUUUCGUCAGGUGGAUGGCACUCCGCUGACGGCUGAAGACAUCGUGCAGAAAAUCGCAAAUAAAAUCUACGAAGAGGACGACCGCGGAGUGUUUGACAGAAUCGUUUCGCGGCUUCUCAAACUGGGGCUGAUCACAGACACCGAGGCGGACGCUCUGGAGUACCAGGUGGCUGAGGCGCUGCAGGAGCUCAUCACCAAAAACGCUCUAAAGAACGAAGUGGAACAAAACCAGGACGAGGAAGUGAGAGGAGAGAGGGAGCAGCAGGAGGAGCAGCAGGGGGAGCAGCAGGAGGAGCAGGAGGCUGAUGCAAACACGUGGGACAGCUCUCCACAGCGGCGCUUCAAUGACGAUGAAGAUGAGGAGGAGGCAGAGGACACCGGGGACGAGCGCUGGGACAGAGACGCUCAGAACGAAGUCCACCCCAACGACGGCCUCCAGGACCUGCAGUACUUCCCCAACUUCUACCGCCUGCUCCGGAGCCUCGACUCAGAGAGAGACACCCAGGAGCGAGAGACUCUGAUCACCAUCAUGAAAACGCUGAUCGACUUUGUGAAGAUGAUGGUGAAGUACGGCACCAUCACACCAGAGGAGGGCGUGUCCUACUUAGAAAACCUGGAUGCUAUGAUCGCGCUGCAGACCAAGAACAAGCUGGGGAAACCUCUGGGACCAGUCGACUUCACAGGAAAGGGCUUUGAUGAAGACGACAACACGAAGGCAGAGGCGGCGAAGAUGCAGAAGGAGUAUGAGAACCUGAAAGACUCAACCAAAGAGGAGCAGCCUUCACCAGAGACCAGUCGCCCGGGCAAGUCUGAAACUUACUUGGAGGCCAUCAGAAAGAACAUCGAGUGGCUGAAAAAACACAGCAACGAAGAGGGGAAAGAAGAUUACGACCUGUCCAAGCUGAAAGACUUCAUGGACCAGCAGGUGGACUCUUACAUCGGGAAAGGCAUCAUUUCCAAGGACGAAGGAGGGACAAUCAAGCGAAUCUACAGCAGCCUGUGA